Acanthosepion pharaonis is the source of this 483-nucleotide messenger RNA. The record is from the annotation of a GenBank genome assembly. NCBI's taxonomy places the organism in Eukaryota, Metazoa, Mollusca, Cephalopoda, Sepiida, Sepiidae.
AUGACCACUUCCCACCAACAAAAGGAACCAAAGGCGAUCGAGAAACUGACCACAAAACCUGAACGGACAAAAGGAGCAGCAACAGCAGCAAAGUAUAAACAAGCAGUAGCUCCAACUGGAGUCUUCCCUGAUUCUCCUCUAAACAAACCUCCGCCCAACACACCUCCUUACAAUACCCUUCCUCCGAGCACACCCCUCCUCACAAUCCUCACUGCAGCACCUCCCAAAAGGGGAAAUUCUUUCAGAGAGGGGAAAAUGCCAUAUAGACAGAGAAGCACGGGAGAGUUACAACACUAUCUAUUUUCAAACAGUUCAUAUCUAUCUAUCUAUCUAUCUAUCUAUCUAUCUAUCUAUCUAUUAGAAAAAUGCUUACAUUAUUCUUUCUCUUUUUAUCUCUUUCUUUCUUUCUUUCUUUCUUUCUUUCUUUCUCUAUCCCUCUCUCUCUCUCUCUCUCUCUCUCUAUCUAUCUCACUUGACGAGUAG